AGGUGAAAGUACCUACGAGUAUAUUUUAAUCGAUACACAAACGAAACGCGUAAUGUUAUAUACGUAUUACGAGUAUUCGUACGUACCGAACAAUUCACAAAGUUAAACUUUUACCGACUGGCAAAAAGUUCAGUUACGUUUCAACUUUCAUACUUGCCGGUAUAUCGUUGCCUUGAUUAGACUAAACGUCGAGCUUUUAUCACGAUCGCGAUAGAAAUUUUCGUCGUCGUCCCGUUCGUCGUAGUCGUCGUCGUUGGUUUUUUCCACCCUACGUACUCUAAAUUGGCGCCAUUAAUCGCGGUAAUUAUUCGAGUUGGUUAUUUUAGCUUUGGGAUUUUUAGCAGCUUUAUAAAUACACGGUUUGUGCGAGUUUAAAAAUAAUAAUUGUAUAACGUCCGGCCGUCCUAUACCAGAGUCCAUGUUAAACAGCGCUGCGCCAGGAGUGAUGUGAUAUUUACCCACCGAAUCUGGUAUGGUGUCUCAUUUCCGACUGAAACUCGAAUUAGUAAAAAUCAUUAUUAUCGCCGAGUCGACCUUUUUGCUACUAAACGUCGAACUCUCUUCCGCUCGUGUAGCAUUCAAAGUCAGCACAAAUGGUUCUACUGAAUUGGAACGGUUGAAACGAGGGGUUGACUCCAGAAUUGGAAUUUUCUGCGCUACAGAUGGAGACUGCACAUUUAGGCAUGGUUUCUGUGAUGAAAAAACCCACACGUGCCGAUGUGACGAGCAGUAUCCAGCCAAUGACCAGAUCUCCAAAUGUGGACGAGCUGUUGGUCUUGGACUACCCUGUAUGUUUGACGAACAAUGCGAGCAUAAAGUUUGGAAUUCGAUGUGCCGUGAUCAGCAGUGCGUUUGUCGCGGCAAUGGCAAAGAGCAAAAAUUACCAGAUGGCACAACUAAGUGUAUAGGUAAACAAUUCGGCGAUUCUUGUGCGCUUGAUGAUGAAUGUGCUUUCAAAUUCGCCGUUUGCGACCCAUAUAAACGCAAUUGCCAAUGUCCUCCUGACAUGAUGGCCACCGAUCAUAUCGAUAAAUGCGGCAAAGCCAAAGAAGUCAAUGAAGAAUGCUUUUUCAAUGAACAAUGCGAACAAACGUUGUUCGAUACUGCUUGUGUGGAUGGAACUUGUCAAUGCAGAUCGGAGAGAACACCGGUCAAGAAUCCGGAUGGAAGUAUCAAAUGCACAGUUGUGGAAGAAAAUAGCUCAGAAGUGACCACCGAUCCGACCAUGAUCAUUGUACUCACCGUGAUGUGCAUGAUGUUCAUUAUUAUCUGCGUCGUUCUACACUUAUUCAGCAGAGCACGCUGGCGUGAAAACCGUACCAUAUUCAAUACGCCGAAUCCUCGUCUGAUGAAUGUAUCAUUAAUACGUGAUAAGAAAAACGAAAGACGAGGCAGUAAAGAAGGCGCCGCCAAAGGACCACCAUCCAGGGAGCCCAGUAUGGCAUCAUUAAGGCAAAAUUCUCCUUCAAUUGAAUCGAAACCCGCUAUUUCUCGACGAGAAAGUCGCGGCACCAGUAACGGAUCAGCACGUUCGCCGACUUCACGAGGUCCUCCUAUGCAAGCAAUUUACGACGAAUCGACGCUUACUGAUUUUUGACUAACAAAACGAUACCUUAAACUAGCUCUCAACAUCGCCGAAGAAAUCAAAACAUCAUCAUCGAUUUCGUUUCGACGAAUAUAGCCUAAAUCGCAAGAAUGGUAACUCCGGGACCAUUUUAAUGUCUUAUUUUGUACAAUACAUAUAAAGAAAAAAAUAGGUAUAUAUUCUUUUUUCUAAAAAUAACUUUAAUUUUCUACUACGUACUCCUUAUUGUACCUUGUUCAAGAACCAAGACAGUACACACAGGACCAUAAUGGAAAAAUAUCAAGAAGAGACGAAUUAAGCACGAAGUAAACUUUUAAACCUUAUUACAAUGUACUUUGGGAAUACGGAACUCGUUUAUACGCUUGCCUUUUAAUUACGUACCUACCUACCAAUUUGGUAGGGUAUUUGAUACUAUAAUAAUGAAAAAAUUGCCUCUUUUUGAUCCUAUACCCCCUUCAAUCAAAUAAUCCUUUCUAUUCACUCGUAGUUUAUAACUUUUUUUUAACGUGUAAGUUCUCUUUACAAUAUUAUACCUAAUAAUGCUCAAAUUCAACAAACUCUCGUCUAUAUACGUAGCAAUUUUUCCUCCUAUGGGCGCCUAUAGAGCUGAAUUUUUUUUUCUUCUUACGAGCUUGAUGACGGAUUUUUAAUACUUUCAUGGGUAUUUUUACAUACUUAAGCGAUGAAUUAUUUUAUCAGAAUUUUUAUUUCUUGUGAUACGUUGUCGUAUCGACACAAUAAUAAUAGAUAAUUAUUUUAUAGUCUUCCCUUUUAUCACGUUUAUAUAAAACUUAUUACUUACUAUGCUGUAGGUAGUAAUCGUAGCACUUUUUUUUCUUAUACAUUUGCUACUGUACCAUUUAAUAUUAAUAUUUAUGUAUUGUACCUAUUACUUAUUAUUUACAUAUUCGUAUGCAUUAAAGUUAAUGAAUUUCAAUUUCAAUCCUUUAUCACUACAACAGUAUAAUUUCAAUGUAUUACAUAAGUUCAGAAUACUUACGAGAAUUACCGAAUUACUUACUACAUAAACGGUAUCGUAAAUUUUCAUUUAAUAAACUUUGUUAACGUC
Planococcus citri (citrus mealybug) is the source of this 2654-nucleotide messenger RNA. RefSeq lists its product as uncharacterized. The transcript is spliced from 10 exons. Bases 473 to 1597 code for a protein of 374 amino acids. The record is from RefSeq and is a predicted model, not a curated record. NCBI's taxonomy places the organism in Eukaryota, Metazoa, Arthropoda, Insecta, Hemiptera, Pseudococcidae.